GUAGUUAGCGGUAACGAAUAGACGCGUCGUCUUCGUUCUUAGUAAUUCUCUCUCUCUCUCUCUCUCUCUCUCUCUCGCUCUUUCUAAAGCAGAGAGAUUGCACGUAAACAAAUGCUUAAUCUCUCACAAGGAAAGCCCGAUUGGCUGCAAAGAAGUUAGAGAAGUUGCUCGCACGAUCGCUGAGGCCAAAAGAGAAUCAAAGAGAGAGAAAGCGAAAGCAAAGCAAAGCGUGAAAGAAAGAAGAGGGAGAGGCUAGCUUCUGGACGUUUUUAUUUUUUUGCUCAGAAUCACAUUUGAUUCACCAUAAUACCAGAUCAAGUUUUGUUGAGGACAUUUUCAUUGUACCUAACUAAUUUGGGUCAAUGGCUGAGGAGAACACUGAUGCAUCACUGACUCCUGAAAUAAUCUCACAAGAUGGAGGCAAUUCAAGUAGAAAGUCUUUGGGAAAAUCAAGUGCUCCAAAUGUUGGGCAUGAUAAGUCCAAUGAUCAUCGCAGGGCUUCUACUGGUUCCUACCAUUAUGGAGUCAAUUCAAGAAGAAACUCUACAGGAAAAGCGGCUUUUCCUAACAAGGAGGAAAAAAAUAUGCCUGAUCAUAUCAGAGCUUCUGCUGGUUCUUUCCAUAUCAUGGCUAAUUCAGAAAAUUCUACUGGGAAACCAAAUUCUCCAAACAGUGGAAGCAGUGUUCUCCCACAUUAUCUCAGAGCUUCUACUGGUUCAUGCCAUGAUUUUUGCAAAUAUGGAAUAAAGCAUGAAGUUGUAGCAAAGGCAAGGCACCCCAUACCAAAGAGAUUAGUUCCUCCAUCAGACAGGCAGCAGUUAACAGAAUCUAGAGUUCCAGUGCAAAGGAAAGCGACAUCAAUGCUUAAGGCCAAGCCUUCUCCUGUCUCCAGAGUCCUCACUCCUGAUUCCCCCAGUGUUCUUAAGCAGGAAGUUUCAUCACCAUCAAAUAAAGUUGAAGUUUCUUCAAGAUUAGCUUCAUCAAGUAAGAAGAAAAUGGCACAUGUUGAGAAUAAAAAGAAUAUUUCAGGAGAACGUACUCCUGUCAAACCAAAAACAAUGACGGUGAAGCCAUCAUGUUCCCCUGGUACUAAAGGAGGUCUGAAUGGAAGAAAUAGUGAAAUCAAGAGGGGCAAAAAGACAGGGACUUCUAAAGCAUCAGUGGAAAAAGCACUUGCAGACCCACCAGCUUCACUCUCCCCCAAACCUUCCAUCAGCAGAGUUAUGAGCUUAAAUGUCAAGAAACACAAAAAUGUGAAAGUUUUGUCUCCUCUGAAGGAUCAGAACGGGAUCAGAAAAGCUGAACAGAAACUGCCAAACAAUGAGAAAGUUGUGGAGAAAACCUUGCAUGUUGUCAAAGUUGAAACUGAAAACAAAGUUCUGGAGUCUGUACAGAAUGGUAAUACUCUGCAUUCUCCUCCAUCUUUAACACAGUCAUCACCAAAGUUCUCAUCCCCACCAAAGUCUCCAGCUUUAUCAUUUCAUGAGGAAGGGCCUGUGGUGGAGUAUGAGCAUGCGGAUAGCGAAGUAAAUGAAACUUAUGAAUCCAUCUCAGAGAGCAGUGAAGGUGUAAGCUUGCAUGAGGUAGACACUUCGGUUGGGAAUUGCAAUAGGAUACCCGGAGAGGCUAGGUUUGGUCUUUCUUCUGAUAAUGAUUCCACACCUGUGAAAUUGAAGUUCAAGAGGGGAAAGGUGGUUGACCUUCAGUCUGAGAAUAGUGGUCCUAGGAGGCUCAGAUUCAGGCGAGGAAGAGUUUUAGGGGAAAACCAGGGUAGCAAGGCUGGUAACCGAAGGAGAAACUUUAAAAAGAGAGUUGAUGAUGACACAAACCAAAUUACUGCUAAUUCUGAAAAAGUUGCUUUAAGGCAUCAAGAUGUCCAGGGGAAGAAAGAUGCUCAGGGUUUGUUCAAUAAUGUAAUUGAAGAGACGGCAAGUAAGCUCGUGGAAAGUAGGAAGAGUAAAGUUAAGGCCUUGGUUGGUGCUUUUGAAACAGUUAUCUCUCUGCAAGAUACUAAACCUUCAGUGCAAACUGUCACUUGAUGAAGAUGUUCUGUUUCAUUGCUCUGGUUUUGUAAAGAAAUCAUAGAGAAAAUAACCUUAAGCUUUUAACAGCUGAAUUUUAAAACCUGUUGAAUUUGGAAAUAAGCAUACAAGUUGUUGAUCACUUUGGUUGAGCUGAGAAAGCCCGGAAGACAGUUGAUUUGAGAUUUUCGGCAUCCUUCUGCAUACUAAUUCUGACUUUGCUUCACAUCUAUUUCUUGGAGGGUAUGCUGCUUCUUUCUCUCUCUUUGAAUGGUACACUUGAGAUUGAUUUUAUGAUGUGAGUGAAACUUCAAACGAGUAUAUUCUUUGAAUAUGGAAGAGCUUUCACUUCCAUGCAAUUUGGAUGGUUUGAAUUGGUAAUGUCUUGGUUAACCAUGUCAGAGAUUGACAGUUUUUGUGUAUUGUAAGUACUGUUUCCCUGGUUUUCACAUACGAACCAAUCUCUUAUGUUUGGUUGA
Diospyros lotus (date-plum) is the source of this 2500-nucleotide messenger RNA. RefSeq lists its product as uncharacterized. Lineage: Eukaryota; Viridiplantae; Streptophyta; Magnoliopsida; Ericales; Ebenaceae. The coding region runs from base 363 to 2039 and encodes 558 amino acids. The transcript is spliced from 3 exons. The record is from RefSeq and is a predicted model, not a curated record. Gene Ontology annotation, molecular function: calmodulin binding.